Molecule: messenger RNA, 3405 nt
Organism: Ictalurus punctatus (channel catfish)
Lineage: Eukaryota; Metazoa; Chordata; Actinopteri; Siluriformes; Ictaluridae
Product: E3 ubiquitin/ISG15 ligase TRIM25
Exons: 6
Coding region: 60-1724 (554 amino acids)
Molecular function (GO): zinc ion binding; protein binding
Source: RefSeq, a predicted model, not a curated record
ACAAGCUUAUUUCAGAGCGAACUUCGAGUGAAUCUCUCACAGCGUUUGAGAACAGGAAAAUGGCUGAGGCUAGAAUUUCAGUAGAUCAGGAUCAGUUCAGCUGUCCAAUUUGUCUGGAUCUACUGAAGGAUCCGGUGGCUAUCCCCUGUGGUCACAGUUUCUGUAAGGUGUGUAUUAAUGACUGCUGGGAUCAGGAAGAUAAGAGCGGAGUGUAUCGCUGUCCACAGUGCAGAAACACUUUCACUCCAAGGCCUGAUCUACACAGAAACAACAUGCUGGCUGAAGUGGUGGAGAAACUGAAGAAUUCUGAAGUCCAAUCUGCUUCUCCUGCUGACUGUUACGCUGGACCUGGAGAUGUGGCAUGUGAUUUCUGUACCGGGAGAAAACGCAAAGCCGUCAAGUCCUGUCUGACGUGUCUGGCCUCCUUUUGUGAAACUGAUCUGAAACCUCACUAUGAAGUUCCUGCUUUCAUAAAGCACGAGUUAGUCGAAACGACUGGAAAUCUACAAGAGAAGAUCUGCUCUGAGCAUGAUAAGCUUGUUGAGAUCUACUGUCGUACUGACCAAAGAUGCAUCUGCGUUUUGUGCAAAAUGCACGAACACAAAGACCACAAUACAGUUCCAACUUCAACCGAAAGAAACAAGAAACAGAGUGAGUUAAAGAAGGAGCAGAUGAAAUCAAAGCAGAGAAUCCAGGAGAAGCAGAAGAAGGUGGAGGAGCUGAAAAAGGCUGCAAACAAUCUUAAGCGCAGUGCACAGACAGCAGUCGAUGGCAGUGAGAGGAUCUUUACUGAGAUGAUCAGCUCCAUGGAGAAAAGGCGCUCGGAGGUGACGGAGCUGAUCAGAGCUCAGGAGAAGGCUGAACUGAGUCGAGCUGAACGACUCCUGGAGCAACUGGAGCAGGAGAUCGCUGAUCUUCAGAGGAGAGUCACUGAGCUGGAGCAGCUUUCACAAACACACGAUCACAUCCAUUUCCUCCAGCGUUUCCAGUCUCUGUGUGCCGCUUCUGGAAAAGACGACUCACCCAGCAUCUCCGUCGAUCAACAUCUCACAUUCUAUGGAGUGAGGAAAUCUCUCUCUGAUUUGAAAAAGAGACUCGAGAAAUUCUGCCAGAAGGAAUUCAUCAAACUCCCUGAACAUGCUGCAGUAGUUCAGAUGAUCUUACCCCCACAGAGCAGAGAAGAUUUGCUGAAGUAUUUCUGUACAUUGACAUUGGAUCCCAAUACAGGACACCGUUCCUUUAUUCUGUCUGAGAAGAACAGAGUAGUGACGCGUAAUGAGAAAGCCCAGAGAAUCUCUGAUCAUCCUGAUAGAUUUGACAAUUAUGCUCAGGUGUUGAGUAAGGAGAGUGUGUGUGGAUGCUGUUACUGGGAGGUGGAGUGGAAAAGUGAGGACUCUGUGUACAUAUCGGUCUCUUAUAAAGAUAUUAACAGGAAGGGGUGGGGUAAUGAGUGCCUGUUUGGACGCAACAAGCAGUCCUGGACUCUGGUGUGUUCGUCUUCCACUCUAUCUUUCUGGCACAAUAAUUUGGAGACUGAUCUUGGAGGUCCACCAUCCUCCAGAAUAGGAGUGUAUGUGGAUCAUGGUGCAGGAACUCUGUCCUUCUACAGUGUCUCUGACACGAUGAAGUUCCUCUAUAGAGUCCACACCACAUUCACUCAGCCCCUAUAUGCUGGGUUCAGGAUCUGGGAUUCUGGAACCGUGAGGUUAUGUGACUCAAAAUAAAGCAUCUGUGGUGCAAUCUGGUUAAACAUAAGAAGCUAAACUAUUCAUAGACAUUGUCCGAUUAUUCAUAUAUACAUUAUAUAUAUGUAUGUAUUAUUUUAAAAUAGAAAAAAGGAUAGGAAAGUACUAGGCUUGUGUGUGGGAACGAAAACACUAGGUUUAACACUAAUCGAGAUGUGAUGUAAUGAACACAUGAACCAGUGUUUCUGUCCCUUUAAUGAGAGGAGCAGAGGUGGAAAAUAUUGUGAAGAUGGAAGAAGGCUGAUUUGUUGAGCUGUGGGUGGAGCAACUGCCAGCACACAGUGAUGCACCCGGUCAGGUUGGUCUCUACGAUAUAGUGGUAGACGUAGGUGAGGGUUUUACGGUACAGACACAAGUUCUUCAGCUUCUGCAGUCCCUUUCAGGCAGACCUUAUGAGCUUCUUGGUGUGGAAGAACCAAGUGAGGUUAUUGGUGAAGUGAACAUUGAGGAACUUGAAGUCCACAUCAAGCUCUGUUGAUGUGUAAGGGUGUGUGUGAUUACUAGUUCUGAUUAUUGGGUGGGUUACCUCCCCCUUAUCCCUCCAUGGAAACUACACCCCUAUGAGCUCCACUGCUACUAAAUCACUGCUGUACCAAGGAGUUCAAAUACAUGUUACUCUGCCAUCUACUGGUCAUUUACGAUUGGGCAACAUGGAUCCACACAGUUCAACCUCUGUUCUUAAUUCAAACCAUCCAACAUUUAAAAUACAAGUAUGAAAGUUUUAUUCUCUGAAAUACUAUUUUGUUUUCAUAUGUAUUGCAGGGUAUAGUCGCAGUUUAGUUUUCGUUUAUUUGGAGACAUACAUUUUUGUUUUUAUUUCAGUUAACGCGAAUGGUUUCUCACUGAUAGUUUUAGUUUUUGUCAUAGUUUUUGUUAAUGAUAAUAACUUUGGUGUACUUUCCACUGGGACUACCUGUAGUCUGCUAUCAUUUCCUUCAUUUUGCUGAUGUUAAGAGAGAGUUUGUUCCCAUGACGCCACUGUGAUACAGCUCAGACAGGACUAGUGUGGAACUGGUGCUCUGGACAUCUUACAGCUUAGUAGGAAUUAUUCACCUCAGAGUGAACAUAGAGCAUGUGUUGAGCCCAACUGCAAGUGAUGUGGACAUGCUCACAUGGUUUUCCUUCCUUUUUCGCCUGUUAUUGAGAGCAGGCCACUCCACAUACAUUCUCUCUCUCUCUCUCUCUCUCUCUCUCUCUCUCUCUCUCUCUCUCUCUCUCUCUCUCUCUCUCUCUCUCUCUCUCUCUCUCUCUCUCUCUCUCUCUCUCUCUCUCUCUGUCAGUGUGUGAGUUUAGGAAAAUGGCCGAGGCCGGUAUUUCAGUAGAUCAGCUUUCAGUGGAUCAGUUCAGCUGUCCAGUGUGUCUGGAUCUACUGAAGGAUCCGGUGACUAUCCCAUGUGGUCACAGUUUCUUUAAGGUGUGCAUUAAUGGCUGCUGGGAUCAGGAAGAUAAGAAGAUAUGUUGUUGGAAGAUAAAUUCUUUUAGGAGAUUUUAAUGUUAUAAACGUGAUUUUUUUUUUUUUAACUAUCAGAAUAUUAUUUCGUUUGUGAAUAUAUGUCUUCUUAUGGUUUUGUUUAUUUAUAUAAAAAAUAAUUAUAAUAAUAGGCAUAAAAAGUAUAUUAAAGCAAAUAAACAAUAACUGUACACACUCCCAUACAAUAAA